Molecule: messenger RNA, 1872 nt
Organism: Indicator indicator
Lineage: Eukaryota; Metazoa; Chordata; Aves; Piciformes; Indicatoridae
Gene: RPAP2
Product: RNA polymerase II associated protein 2
Exons: 12
Coding region: 1-1872 (623 amino acids)
Cellular component (GO): nucleus; cytoplasm
Molecular function (GO): RNA polymerase II CTD heptapeptide repeat phosphatase activity; RNA polymerase core enzyme binding
Source: RefSeq, a predicted model, not a curated record
AUGAUGGCUGCCGGGAAGCAGCCCGGCGGUGCAAAAGGGAAGCCUGGCCGGCGGCGCGCAGGGAAUAAGCAUUCAGCUGCACCCAGUAAUGAAGAUGCUGCUCAAAGGAGAGCAGCUCUGGAGUCUGCUAUAAGAAAGAAAAUUGAAUGUGAGAAGAAAGCAUUGUAUAUUGUUGAACAGCUCCUGGAAGAGAACAUUACUGAAGAGUUCCUUCUGAAUUCUGGAAAAUGUAUUACUCCAGCACACUACAAAGAUAUCGUUGAUGAACGGUCUAUCAUCAAACUAUGUGGUUAUCCUCUAUGUCAAAAUAAGCUGGAAAAUGUGCCAAAACAGAAGUACAGAAUUUCAACAAAAACAAACAGAGUUUACGAUAUCACCGAAAGAAAGUGCUUUUGCAGUAACUUUUGCUAUAGAGCAUCUAAAUAUUUUGCAGCUCAGAUUUCCACAAGUCCAGUAUGGAUGCGAGAAGAAGAAAAACCACCAGACAUAGAGUUGCUGAAGGAGGGACAGAGUGGACAGUCUGGAGAUGAGGUCAAACUACGUGAUGAAGUAAUUAAAGUAUCUGACAUUGAAAACCCUAGGAUAUCUUCAAAUCCAUGUAAAUCUGGUUCUCAUGACACAGCCAGUGACAGCAGCAGCGAUACUGAACAAGAAUUCGUUUCUUCUGUCCUACCACGACAGUCAAAUGCAGCUAAUUUUGCACAGCCGUUGCACAGAAACACCGUCCUCAAGAAGCAUGCUCAGAAGGUCUGUUCAAGCCCUACUACUGAAGACCCAGAUGUCGUAAAAGCUACUGAACAGCUAUCUAAUUGUAAUAUAGAUGCUCAGGAAGAAAGGCAUUCUUGCUCUGUUCAUAACAAAAUAAGUACACCACCUUCAAAAACAACAACUCUAGAGAAAUCGAGCGCUUCAGAAAACUAUGAAAAUACCUGGGAUUCACCUGUAGUUUUUCUAGGUGUAAGCAAAAGAGGGGCAGAACAUCUUAAAAGAAUACUAGCUAACUCAAAAGAACAUAAAAACCCUCAGGGCUCAGGGCAUCCAGUUGAUUCCAAAGGCAGUUUAUUAGAAAUACUUAAGCAAACACUUACAGAAUGGAGAACUGAGGAAACUUUAAAAUUUCUUUAUGGCCCAAACUACACUUUCUGUUCAUUGGAGCACCUAUCGUCUGCCAACCCCGAGAGCGAAGAACUUGAUGAGGAUGACUUAGAUACCGCUGAUGAUCGUAACACUGUUGCUACACAGCAGUCUGAAAAUAGUUUGAACUAUUCCUUACCUUUCACAGGCCCAGGUGAUGUAGUUAAGUCUGUGCCUAGUUAUGAAAAGUUAAAAGAAGAGACCAAGUUCCUAGAACUCAGAGUAAAAGAGUUCUAUAAAGGAAAGUGCAUCUUGGCCGAAGAGGCAGCAACACAUGCACAUGCAGAGGAACAGCCUAUUAAAGACAAAGAUGAUCAACAGGAAGAUCUCACCUUUCCACUUGUUGAUUCAAAUGCACAAAUGCAGAUUAGAAAGCGAAUUGUUCUUGAAAGACUGAGAAAAGCAUUACCUGCAGUUUUGGGCCCUCUUCAGAUUACUCUAGGAGAUGUUUACACAGACCUAAAAAAUCUUGUCAAAACUUUCCGGUUAACAAACAGAAAUAUUAUUCACAAAAUGCCUGAAUGGACUCUAAUUGCUAUUGUUUUGUUAUCCGUAUUGUCACAAAUUACUCCACUUUUCAAGAAUACUCAGACAAGCCCAAUGUACACGCAGUUCCUGAGCACGCUGCUGGAAGAACUGCAUUUUAAAAAUGAAGAUCUGGAAAGUUUAAUAGGAAUAUUUAGAAAGGACUGCCUACUUGAAUGGUCAGUCAAUUUUAAGCUAUUUUGCAUGUCAUAA